This is a messenger RNA of Cucurbitaria berberidis CBS 394.84, 2401 nucleotides long. RefSeq lists its product as uncharacterized. Lineage: Eukaryota; Fungi; Ascomycota; Dothideomycetes; Pleosporales; Cucurbitariaceae. The coding region runs from base 91 to 2148 and encodes 685 amino acids. The transcript has 2 exons. The record is from RefSeq and is a predicted model, not a curated record.
CACUCAUCAUCAGCAUUCUUUGUUAAGCGAGAGUACUUCACCUUCGUUCCUGCUGGCCGUGUUAGCAAGGCCUCCUACAUUCAUUAAGAGAUGGACCGCGGGCAGCCCUACCUCUACCAACCCUCAAGGGAUUCGAUGGAUCCAACCUUCAAUCCCAAACGCGUCACCAUGGCGAGUCGCAUGCCACCACCUUCGCCGAAGAAGAAACAGGACGGGCCUCUUAUCAACUUCAACCAGCAUCCAGACAGCUUCCUGUUUGUGCCAUAUGAUAAAAGCGACGUCAAACCGAUGCACAGGAAGACGAAGACGUUUGUCAAGGUCGCGCGAUGGGCACAGCUCUUCCUUCGAGUAUGUAGCAUAGUGGGUGCUGUUGGCAUCUUGCUAUGCGGCAUCUUCAUUCGAGGUGUACAGGAUACAGAAGGAUACAUCAUGAGGAUACCGCCUGGUGUUGACAUUGUGGUAUGUCUAUAUGCCGUAUAUCACCUAGUUCGUAACUCGACAUCGCGAUCUCCUGCCAGCUCGGCCAGCUACCACUUCUUUGCGCUCAUCACCGAUGCUGGAUUCAUUCCGUUUUACAUCUUCACGGUAGUGAUGUCUCGACGUAACUCGGACAUGGUACCUGGAACAGUAGGACGCUGGCGCACGAUGUUCCCCACAGACGACGAGACAAACAAGGUCCUGACGACAACCUGGCUCACGGCUACUGCCGUCGCUGCUAUGCAUCUAGUGUCAAUGUCUAUGGAUCUAUACCUGGCCAUUGUCUUCAAGAUGAUAGCAAACCUACCUGCGGAUAUGAAUCCGCUCGAGGACAACUUGACAUCGCGUAGGAAGUCGAAACACAAGCACAAGAACUCCUCAAUCUCAGCUAUUACCCACCUAACCGGUGACAACGAGAAGCGUUUCAGUGUUCAGAGCACGAUUGCUGGAGACAGGAACUCGCCGACUGAUCCGCUCAUAUCGAAAGAUAUCCCGAACCCGAGCAUGCAUCAAGUCGCUUUCCUGCACACUCGAGUGAACUCGGAAACCACCUAUUCACCGCAUACGCCGAAUUCAGCCCGUCAGUCGAAGGAGAGGUUCUCUAUGUACUCACAGCCGCCAUCUACACGACAGUCUCGAAAGAGCCUCAAUCACCGCGAUGAUCUUUACCGCCAGGAGGAUAUUUCAGACGGUGAGACCCUGGCCCAGCGCAAGUCUUUUCUUGCACAACAGGCGAACAUCAAGAGACAUUCCCGUAACGAUUCUUCUGUCACGUUAUCAUCGUCUAAACAGGACUACUACACGCCUCCAACUACCGCCGGAGCAGAGAAGGCAGAGGUAGCAGGUGAUCUCGCUCUUCAGCGCAACAGCCGUGGUGAUUUGCAGAACGACAACUGGUUCAUCCAUCCCGAUCAAGAGAAUGAGCGAGAGCAAGAGCAAGAUGGACAUUACCCUGUGCCCGCCCCGAGGCAAUCCAUGUUUGGAUCAAACCAAGGCUAUAAUACCUUAUCGCCGUAUGAUGAUGUCUCGGACGUCGAGGAGGAGCUCGAGAAACCCAUGAUUCCCCAACCACUCCGUAUGAAUCCACCAACUCCUCCUCCCGUCAUGACCUUCAACGAGAAGAAGAACACGCCUCCUCCCCCGGCGGGUCUCAAGCGCACCCAAACCACAACCUCCGUCUCUACAGACGCAACAUUCGACCGCUCGCACUCGCGCUCCGGUACCCCCAAAUCGCGCUACUAUGGCGAUCUACGUGCCGCAACACAGAGCAUUCGAAACGGCGGCUCACCCUCUAAUUCCCCUCAUACAUCUCCCACCAAAGGUUCUUUCCGCAACCAACCUAAUCAGCUGCCCAGCGCCACGAAACAUUACGCUGUUAAUACACCUUCGCCAGUAAAGAAGGACUUGGUAUCAAACUCGCCGUUUACGCUGAAUAAGAAAAGUUAUACGAGUGUGCGGCGGACGGGCGAGGCGAAUUACUCGCCUGUGAAGGGCCAGUCGCCGCGUGUCGUGAGCAGGUCUGGGGUCGACUACAUCAACCCGUACGAGUUUGAUGAUUCGGAUCUGGGGACGCCGGGGCGGAGGAGGGAUGUUAGUGGGAAGAUUGCUGAGGAGGGGAGAGGCGGCGUGUGGGGUGGGAUGACGCAACGGAAAGUGAGCGGAUUUGCGUAGGCUGCUGGUUUUUUUGGCGUUUGUGUGUCUGGGCGAUACUGGAUUUGCAUUUGGAGUUAGAUAUCAUAUUUGGACAUGCAGGGUGCAUUUGGAGGGAUCUGUAUAGUGUGUUUGAGGGCAACAUGGGAAAUGAAAUAUUGAUAUCCUGCUACGAACGAAUGGUGCCCUUCCACUACUUGGUCUAGAUGCAUCGUUUGUGACAUUUGAUCAAAGUGCUACCUACGUCCAGCACCAAGACUAAAAUUACUCAAGA